AUGUUUAAAAAUAUAGUUGUGCUCUUCUGUUGUAACAGUGCACUGUAAUCAUUCCCUCUGCCUCCCUAAAAGCUCUCUCUGCUUUUGGUCUUGCAAGUCAAAUUAACAUUAAAUUGCCAUAAUUUUGCAUUCUGUCAGUGGGAAGCCAUCUGACAGCAGAGCGCUGAAGGCGGCCAAGUAGAAUCGAAUACAUCAGAACAUACAUUUGUCAUCGAGGAGGACUUUAAAAGUGGUUUUGCUUCUCAAAUCUGAGCAUGCGUACCAACACUUAAUAUGAGCAUCAGCAAAACUGCAGCUGGGAAGAGAGAAGUCCUGGUCUUGCUGUUCUCGUGGAAGGUGCCCAGUGCUAUAGAAGGGGGAGAGGUAUCUCUGAAUCCUCGCCUCGGUGAUGUCCUCUUGGCUCAGUGACUCGUAGGGGCAGUAAAGCUUUAAUCUUUUCAGUGGUAGCUCAGAUGCGUUUCUGAAUUUUUAAUUCCCCCUACUCGGCUGCAUACCAGUCACUCGGGCGGUGCUGAGGAGGAACCGAGUGUGCUUACUGUAGCUUUGGGUUUGUAGAAGUUGCUGGCACAGAUUUCUUUGCUCUUAUCAGAGCCUUAUAGAGUUUACUCCACGUUUAGUAUUGGGGCAGUAUGAAAAGGCUGCUUUACCCGUGGAAGUUGGGGGUGGGGAAACAGUCCCUCCCAAUGUUUAUAUAAUUGACUUCUGUCAAAGGCUAAUGACUUGAAUUGUUCAGAUUACAGUUCCAGGUUAUUAAGUUUCAUGUGUAAGACGUUCGUCAUGUUGAACAUUAGACUGCUUGCCUUGCCAAGCUUCUAAGGAGGGUUGUGACUAAGUCAACAUGUGUUCUGUUUCCUACAUGUAACGUUUUCCUUUACUUAAUAUAUUCAGUAUUGAGAGCAAACAUGAAGUCACAAUCCUAGGAGGACUCAAUGAAUUUGUAGUGAAGUUUUAUGGACCACAAGGAAGAUUCAUGAAUAAAAUUUUCCAUCCCAACAUUGACGAAGCGUCAGGAACUGUAUGUCUAGAUGUAAUUAAUCAAACUUGGACAGCUCUCUACGAUCUCACCAAUAUAUUUGAAUCGUUCCUGCCCCAGUUGCUGGCCUAUCCUAACCCUAUAGAUCCUCUAAAUGGUGACGCCGCAGCCAUGUAUCUUCACCGACCAGAAGAGUACAAACAGAAAAUUAAAGAAUACAUUCAGAAAUAUGCAACAGAAGAAGCACUAAAAGAACAGGAAGAAGCCACCGGGGACAGCUCAUCAGAGAGCUCCAUGUCUGACUUCUCGGAAGAUGAAGCGCAGGAUAUGGAGUUGUAGUAGAAGAAGCGACCUGCUUUUCAGAGAGACUAUUAUUUCCUAACCAU
Molecule: messenger RNA, 1359 nt
Organism: Gavialis gangeticus (Gharial)
Lineage: Eukaryota; Metazoa; Chordata; Crocodylia; Gavialidae
Gene: UBE2H
Product: ubiquitin conjugating enzyme E2 H
Exons: 5
Coding region: 971-1312 (113 amino acids)
Biological process (GO): protein sumoylation
Cellular component (GO): nucleus
Molecular function (GO): SUMO conjugating enzyme activity
Source: RefSeq, a predicted model, not a curated record